UAUCGAUUUUAUCACAAUCUUGGAUUUUGCGGAAUAGUGUAAACUGCAAGGGCAACGUGACGCCUGACGGUCAUGUGCUCGAGAGAUGCCAUAAGAGUGCCUUAUAUUCGAUAUUAGCGAGGUACGUGAUACCGUCACCGCGCUAACGAAAUUAUACACAAUUACGUCGGGUUUCUUGACGGAAGGUGCAGAACGUCGUUUUCCACGCUACGAAUAUGUCUUACUCCAAAUAUGUGAUAUUUGCGACGUUCUGGUGGAUCCUUGCAACAACUGGGAAUAUCGUUCGGAACGAGGACAUCUGCGGACCUCACAAUGGCAGACGUCUGUACCUGGAGCUAGGUGAGAAGGGCAUCCUCUACGCAAAGAACGUCACCUUCGUCAGAAAUUUACCGAGGCAACUUAUGCCGCGACUUUAUUCCACGACCAUCAACAGUUCUCAUCACCAAUGCAGCCUCGAAUUGGUGACUUGUCCGUCCUGUGUAAUAGUUGUCACCUUCAAAAACAUCGCGCUUCCGCGUCAUUGUGGCGACGGAGGAGUCGUGAUGGACAGUCCAUGCAGGUAGGAUACAUCGGUAAACACAUUACGUUUUAUACAGCAACAUAAUUUUAUUUUUGUUAAUACUGACGCUUUUUAAAUUUAA
Wasmannia auropunctata (little fire ant) is the source of this 641-nucleotide messenger RNA. RefSeq lists its product as uncharacterized. Bases 216 to 563 code for a protein of 115 amino acids. The transcript has 2 exons. NCBI's taxonomy places the organism in Eukaryota, Metazoa, Arthropoda, Insecta, Hymenoptera, Formicidae. The record is from RefSeq and is a predicted model, not a curated record.